UAUCCAAAGAAAAAUUGUGUGAAGAAAACACCCAAGUCAUGAUAUCAUGAUUUCACAACAAUUGUCCUCUUUUCAAGCCUUUUAUUUACAAUUUUUAAUAAAAUCUAUUUUGACUUUCCCAUUCUUGAUCUACAGUUGUCAUGGUGGCUUAAAAUGAAAGAGAAGAAAUAAAAACAAUUAAUAACCUCUUGGCAUAAACUUGUAUCUGUAUAGAUAAUAUAUAUGGUCAUCAUGUAUCGUGAUUAGUUGAGCUGUGAAACGUCAACAACCUACUCCAGUCUCCAGCAGAAGGAAAGAGUUGAGGAGAAGAGGUGGUACUCCGAAGAGCGAAGAUGGGUUCUCAGGUCUCUAAACAGAUGGAACGAAGAAACCAAAUCCACACUCAAAAGAAAACCCUGUGGGAUCUGAAAACCUCCGGAGAAGACUACCCAGGCUCCGAAUACCGCCCCCAAGACAGGAAAAACUGGAUGGCGGGUCUGAACCCGGAGAAACUCCGCAUCAACCAGAUCGUGUGGCCAGGAACCCACGACUCCGCCACCAACAAAAUCGGCAUCCCUCUCGUGACUCGCCCUUUCGCUCAGUGCCAAUCUCUCUCCAUUUACCGCCAGCUGGCACUCGGCACCCGCCUCCUCGAUAUCCGCAUCCAAGAAAACCGCCGCGUCUGCCACGGCAUCCUCGCCACUUACAGCGUCGACGUCGUACUCAACGACGUCAAGAAGUUCCUGUCGGAGACACAGUCCGAGGUCAUAAUCCUCGAGAUUAGAACCGAGUUUGGCCACGAGGACCCGCCGGAAUUCGACAAGUACUUGGAGGAGCAGUUGGGAGAGUUUUUAAUUCCGCAGGACGACCACGUUUUCGGUAAGACCGUUGCGGAGGUUUUGCCCAAGAGGCUUAUCUGCGUGUGGAAGCCCAGAAAAGCGGCCCAGCCCAAAGCUGGAAGCGGGCUUUGGAGCGCGGGCUUUCUGAAGGACAACUGGAUCAACACGGAUCUGCCUUCCACCAAGUUCGACGGCAAUCUGAAGCACUUGAGCGAGCAGGCUCCUGUUACGUCGCGCAAAUACUUCUACAGGAUCGAGAACACCGUUACGCCCGUCGCGGAUAACCCCGUUCUCUGUGUCAAACCCGUUACUCGGCGCAUUCAUGGCUACGCUAGGCUCUUCAUCGCUCAGUGCUUCGCUAAGGGCUUCGCCGAUAGGCUCCAGGCCUUCUCCACGGAUUUUAUAGACGAGGAUUUCGUUGACGCUUGCGUUGGCCUCACUCAUGCAAGGGUUGAAGGGAAAGCCUGAACCUCGUCAUCUGCUUCCUCUGUGUAUUGUUCUCUUUUUCUCUACUUCUCAUGUUUUGAUGGUGUUUGUGUCAGCAAUUCUGCUCUUGUAUUUUUUAUUUGUUCCUAUGUAAACAAACGUGUAUAGAUUUGAUUGUAACUCGUGUCAAAAUAGAUGUUGUACUUUUAGAAUUGUUGUCAGAGAA
Cajanus cajan (pigeon pea) is the source of this 1470-nucleotide messenger RNA. RefSeq lists its product as uncharacterized. Gene Ontology annotation, molecular function: phosphoric diester hydrolase activity. The record is from RefSeq and is a predicted model, not a curated record. Gene Ontology annotation, biological process: lipid metabolic process. Lineage: Eukaryota; Viridiplantae; Streptophyta; Magnoliopsida; Fabales; Fabaceae.